Messenger RNA from Triplophysa dalaica, 3156 nucleotides. RefSeq names its product kaptin (actin binding protein) (gene kptn). The transcript is spliced from 13 exons. Gene Ontology annotation, molecular function: actin filament binding. Lineage: Eukaryota; Metazoa; Chordata; Actinopteri; Cypriniformes; Nemacheilidae. Gene Ontology annotation, biological process: actin filament organization; negative regulation of TORC1 signaling; cellular response to amino acid starvation. The record is from RefSeq and is a predicted model, not a curated record. Gene Ontology annotation, cellular component: KICSTOR complex; lamellipodium; actin cytoskeleton. Bases 1021 to 2319 code for a protein of 432 amino acids.
GUUAUAUAAACUGUAUAUAUAACGCUGCAUUUGGAGAUCGUUUGAAACUGAUAUAUGGAGUCGUCCCAGCGCUAAAAGAUGCCGGACAUGAACCGAAUGCGAACACAAAAGGAGAAACUUUGAAGAACGGUGGUAGGCCUAUGCAAAAAACAUAAUUAAAUGGACACAAAACCAGGACAUUAUUCAAAAUAUCUAAAGGCCUGUUUGUAUUACACAGAAGUCAUAGCUUUAGAACAAUGUGAGGAUGAAUAAAUUAUGACACCUAGGUUAACCUAGGGCUGUCCAAUGUUGGUCCUGGAGGGCCACAGAUCUGCAGAGUUUAGCUCCAACUUGGUUUAACACACCUGUUUUGAAGUUUCUUGUCUGCUUUGUGAGACCGAUUAGCUGUUCAGGUGUGUUUGAUUAGGGUUGAAGCUAAAUGUUUGCAGGACACAGGCCCUCCAGGACUAGCUUUGGACACCCCUUGCGUAGCCCAUGUCAAUCUGAAUACAGGAUAGCCUUCGUGUAGGACAGUAAUUGUAUGAUUCCACAUUUCAGUGAUUCUAUUUAUAAAAAUAACUCAAACUUUUAAUGCCGUAACAACAUUUCCUGUAAGAGUGAAAUCAUUCUCAUUGAGACCUCACUGAGGAUCAGCUGUAAAGCGUUUUCGAAGCCGCCGAGCGCCCCCUGUAGGAAGCUACGUUACCCCAUUGGAGUCGAAAUAUAACUAGCUUUUGCUGGUUUGCGAGUUUAAUAAAACAAGAAAAAUAAGGAAUACAAUCAAAACAAAUCCCCCAAACAAAAAAAAAUAAGGAAGUUAAUCAAAGUCUGCUUUCCCAACUUCGCAUUAAGCAAUUCGAAAAAGUUGCUCUCCGGCGACAUAUGAUGACGACAUUCUCGUCACCGCUCUACAUUUUCAAGAGAUUCGAGAGAAAAAGAGGAUUGGUCCAUUUCCCAACAACCCUCCCAUAACCGGAUGUUUUGUUUUGCAAGUCUAGAGAAUAUAGAUACAUUUAUCCUUUGUUGUUUCUUGUCUGUAAUAUGUCACUGGUUAAAAAAGACUUGUGUCCAUUUGUUGAAGACAGUUUUAGUCGUUUUCCCUCGCAGAGUAACAUAUAUGGACUGUGCCAAGCAGGCGAGCAGGAGUUGCUGGCAGCGACUCUGAAGGGUAAAGUAGUGUGCUUUAGAUAUCAAGAUGUGCAGAAGAAGAUCAGACCGGUGGCCAAAGAAAUUCAGUUCACAUACAUACCAGUUGAUGCCGAAAUUGUUUCCAUUGACGCUUUUAACAAAUCUACCCCUAAAAGAGGACUGGUGGUAGGAGUAACGUUUAUUAAGGACUCGGGAGAUAAAGCAACACCUUUUCUUAACAUUUACUGUGAUUAUGAACCUGGUUCAGAGUUUAAUCUGGAGUCUAUAGCACAAAGCUGUCUGAACUUGGAACUCCAGUUCACACCUUACCAGCUUUAUCACACAGAAGUUCAUUGCGGUGAUGGACCCAAAGAGACGGUAUUUCUUCUCAGUGGUCAUGAUCAAUGUAUACAUCUUUACAAAGAGAAUGUCUCUUUGCACCAGUUUGAGGAACAACCAGUAGAAAAACUCUUUCCUGAACUGCAAGAGCUACCAAGCAAUGUGUUAUGGUUAGAUGUCUUGAGUAUCGAUGAAAAUCAUCGCCUCACUGCGUUUGGAUGUCAAAAUGGGUCUGUGGGACUUUCCAUUGUCAACCAAAACGGACCUGAGAUUCUUCAGAACUGGCGUGUUCAGCAUGACAGUCCCAUCUCGACGGUGUUACUUUUCCCUUUGCCACAGCAGCACCAGAGCAUUGACACAAAUAGUAGCCAAAAGGAAACUUUUAAUCUUCUAGUCACCAGUGCAAUAGAGAUGGCUGUGGUUUACAGGGAUGUAAAGAAGUAUGGACUGAGCAGACAAUUGUGUUUGGCUGAAAGUGACCAGUGUGAUGCAGUUCUCUGUGCUCUUGUUGUUGAUCUAGACUUUGAUGGGCAACAUGAAUUGUUGCUGGGAACAUACGGACAGGACCUGCUCUGUUACAAAUUUCCCCCAUCAAUGGGAGUCUCUGAAGAUAAGUUACAGCUGCUUUGGAGACGGAGUUUUAAAAGUCCCCUCCUAUCGCUCAUUUAUCUUGACCUGACAGGUGAUGGACUAAGGGAACUUGCUGUUCUUACCUUAAAAGGACUGCAUAUAUUACAGCACAGUCUGAGCUCAACAGCUGAUCUUGUUCUUCAACGAUUGGCCAGUUUAGUAUCAAGAUUGCCUUUUACGGACCAGCCAAUCAAAAAUGAAGAAACUGAACAAGAACUUAUUUCAAUCAGUAAUGAAUCUUAAGAGCACCUAACAGACUAUCAAAUAAUAGAUGUUUGUUUAUUUAUCUAGAAAAUGAUGUGAUCAUGUAAACAAAUAAUAAGAUAUGGGUUAAGUAGUCCAGCCUGUGCCACGUUUUGGUUAUAACGGAAGACCUUCUCUUGAAGUCAAAGGACAUUAUUGAAUGCCAAACCCAUUAACCAGACUUUUAAUUGAUGUUGUGUGAUGUAGAAAAAGGUCUCACACUAAAAUGGAAAUACUUUUUUGCUGCUGAAAGAUUUAAGUCAGACUUAUUCAAUCUUAUACAGUGUCUUAAUGAAGUUAUUUAGCAAUGUGCCUCUUUCAUUGCAUCUACACACAUCCAUUCUUAACAUCAUAACAUAUCAGCAUUUCUUCUAGAGCCCAUAGAAAGGGAACAGAUUUGUUUAAAUAGACAAAGCAGGUGAUACCUGCAAAUUUGAAAAAUAUAGUAAAGCAUAACCUAUACAAUAUAUUUUCAAGCUCCAGUUUUGAUUUCUUGAGGAAUUAAUUAAUUGAAGUUGUGUGUUUAUUGCCAACAUCCAGCAGAGGGUGCCCUAUGUCAAUUAACUACCAUUUUUUUACCUUGCAUUAUGGGAAGACGGCCAGUCUGGCAGAGAUAGUGUUAUUUUCUGGGCAAUGUUUUACUGCCAAAACAUAGGUCCUGCCAUUCAUGUGCAUGUUAAUUAGAAACACACCUCCUACCUAUAGGUUGCAAACUAUGUACAUGUGAAGUGAUAUUCUCUGUUGUCAAUGGCUACUGUUACCAGGAUUAUACACAAUGUAUAUUUGGAAUAUUUCACAAAUGACAUUAUGUUCUUGAAGUAAAAGUCAUUAAAUAUA